Messenger RNA from Notodromas monacha, 3495 nucleotides. The record is from the annotation of a GenBank genome assembly. NCBI's taxonomy places the organism in Eukaryota, Metazoa, Arthropoda, Ostracoda, Podocopida, Cyprididae.
UAUUUGCUGGAUUUCAGGAGCAGCCGUGUUAUUUUUAUCGAUUGUGAACGGAUCUGAAGUUGAGAACGUGUAAACGAUGGCAGAAACAGAGAAAGGAGAAUUGGUGAAGAUGGAGGUGGACUACACCAAUGCUUGUGACGAGAAACUACCAGUAGCUGAAAAAUUAGCUACGGACGGAGAUCUCAGUGGUGCAUUGGAGAUAUUGAUGGCUUUGGAAAAGCAGACACGAACUGGUGCUGACACGCAUUCUUUGAGUCGUGUGCUUGUAGCAAUUGUCAAAAUCUGUCGCAAUGCUGGAGCGUGGGAUCUUCUCAAUGAGAACAUCAUUCAGCUCUCGAAACGAAGAAGUCAAUUGAAACAAGCUUUGGCGAAAAUGGUUCAAGAAUGCUGCUCAUUUGUUGAUGAAAUGCCGGAUAAAGGAACGCGUUUGAAAUUAAUCGAAGUUUUGCGUACUGUCACCUCCGGAAAAAUCUACGUCGAAGUCGAGCGAGCCAGAUUGACGCAUAAAUUGGCACUCAUGAGAGAGGAGGAAGGAAAUAUUGAGGAAGCCGCCACAAUCAUUCAAGACUUGCAAGUCGAAACAUUCGGCUCCAUGGAUCGCAGGGAGAAAGUUGAACUUAUCUUGGAACAAAUGAGAUUUUGUCUGAUGCGUAAAGAUUACGUUCGAACUCAGAUAAUUUCGAAGAAGAUCAACACGAAGUUUUUCGACGACGUGUCGGCGAGUGACUUGAAAUUGAAAUACUAUGACUCAAUGAUCGAGUUGGACGAACAUGAAGAGUCUUUCUUGGAUACGUGUAAGCAUCAUCGAGCGAUUUACAACACAGCUAGCAUUAAGGAAGAUAAAGCUAAGCGGGAAUUGCAUCUGAAGAGCGCCAUUCUGUUCCUACUCUUGGCCUCUCACGAUCCAGAGCAAAAUGAUCUACUGAGACUCAUGGAGAAUGAGAAGGGUCUGGAGGAUCUGCCAACCUACCGAGAAUUGUUGAAGCUUUUUAUUUCGCCCGAGUUGAUUCGCUGGAAGAGCUUAUGUGAUACUUACGGCGUUGAACUCCGUGAGGGAAAGACUGAUUCACCGCCGACAAGUUUGUUUCCCAAGACGGAAGAUGGUGAAAAACGAUGGGAAAUGUUUCAUCGCCGAGUGGUUGAGCACAAUAUUCGUGUGAUGGCGCAAUACUACACAAGGAUUACGCUAGCGAGAAUGUCGCAGCUCAUUGAGCUUCCAGUGGAUAAAACCGAGCAGUUCCUUUCCGACUUGGUUUCAAGUGGCACUGUGCAGGCUAAAACCGAUCGUCCAUCCGGAAUCGUCAGCUUCGCUGCUCAUCGAGACCCGAAUUCCGUGCUGAACGCCUGGUCGAAUAACCUUAAUUCAUUGAUGGGCCUCGUGAGCAAAACCACUCACUUGAUUAACAAAGAAGAGAUGAACAUGUCUAAUACGGAGAAUAAGAAACGAGAUGAAUCUCCGGAUGCGCUUGAAGGCGAGCCGACGGAUGACGACCGACAAAGCAGUGCAAGUUCUAGAUCUUCAAGUUCAUCAGCUUAUGAUGACGUAUCUCCCGAUUCUAAAUACGACCUUUUGCGAGCAGCAGAAGCCGGAAAUAUGGAAGACGUUCUUCGGAUAUUGGCCGAAAAUCCCGAGAGAGUUAAUCUCGCAGACGAGAAUGGGUACACGGCAUUGCAUCGGGCUUGCUAUAGUGACCAGCACGAGAUUGUGAAGGUCUUGAUAGCAAACGGAGCCGAUUACUUGAAAAAAACCCAUGACGGAUGGGAACCUCUACAUUCUGCCGCACGUUGGGGAGCCACUCGCUGUGCGGAAAUUCUGCUUGAUCUUCCCAAUGUGGAUAUUAAUGCGCAAACAAACGGAGGGAUCACUCCGUUGCAUCUGGCUGUCCUGAAACCAAAUUCCAGGGCCCUCGUUGCCGAAAUCCUGUUGAAGCCCGAGUUGGACACGAGACUGCGUUCGGGCGGGGACAUGACCUCGUAUGAGCAAGCCCGUGGAGCAUGUGCGCUGUACAAACUUUUCGAAAUGUCUGAACCCAUGUUCAACCUAUGAUUUCUUCCCCUCCUUUUUUUUCUCUUUCCUGCUUGACAAAAGAUUAAAUUUUUGUUGGGAAAGAAGAAUGAAGCAGCUUGAUGAAUUUUGGGAAGUAAGGAGCGUUUGUUGCAAGUGCUGAUGGUGAGGUUGAUUAUUGUUCAUGAUAUAUGAGAAGAAUUCGUUGUUUUUCAUGUGCGCAUUUGUUUCUGAACCUCGAGCUGAAAAAAAAAGAAUUAUUCUUGAGACAUUUUUUAAAACUCGUUCGCUACCAGUAGCUACCGCGUUUCCCGCAAAAUGUGGACUAAAAAAAUGUAUUCUCGAAAAAAUGUUGACGCCACCUCAACAUGCGAACUUCACAGAGGAAUUUUUUUUAGAAGGAAAGAAAAAUUUCAGAGUCACAAUGUUUGUUCCAUGUUCUCCAUCCUUUGAAUUUUUUACGGAUACUUAGUUUGAGUGAUACAAUUGGUGUUGCAUAAUUAAGUCAUUUUGAUAGUCGUGGUGCGUAAUUCAUAGUGAUUUUAGAUUACUGAGAGGAAGGAGAUUUACCUUGCACUUGCUGUGCAUUAUAAAUUAAAAUCCGCACGAACUUGUCUCAGUUUUUCUCGUCAGUUACGCAUGGAGAGUAGAACUUUUGUAUUCAAAAUGAUUUUACAUUUUUGAUGAGGUGAUGAUUUUUAUUUUCAGAAUUUGUGUGCUAUGUGUAUUUACCGACUUCGCUUUAAAUAGAAGCAUAUUUUUAAUCUUCAAAGAUUUGUAUUGGAUUAAACGAUUUUAUUGAGGGUAAUGAUAGGUGGCGCUAAAUUCACUCAUAAGUAUUUAUGCGUAUAAAUUAUUUUAUCUACUCUCAAUCGAUCGUAUGACCUAGUCUCUUUUUUUUGAAACGGUAGAUAAAAUUGAAGUUCCGGAAGCUUUUAUCGACCAUUGGUUCUUCAGAAUUCCACCUUAUGUUUCCUUCGAUUUCUUCUCGAAUACUUCCGGGGUAGAUGAAUGAAUCUACAGUCAAGUACAGUAUAAACUGGUAGUUGCGCGGUUUUUGAUGCUUUCCACUCAUUUUCCGAUCAGAGAUCAAGGGAUGGAUUCUCCCAAUGAUCAAGAGACCGUGAUGGCUUCGUGAUUCGCGUUUCCUUUAUCUUGACGCGACUUACGACUGAUCUUCUGGCGGGUGUUGUUGAGAAGCCCUUCUCGGAAAAAUUUUCUUUCUUUUUGUCGACGGGAGACAAGUGCCUUUAUUCCCAGUCGGGCCGAAAAUAGUGUUUACACCGGUCAGUAUUCCGGUAAUUUGUUGAUUUUGGGGGGAGGGGAACGGUAAAAAUUCUAUUGUUUUUUUUAUGACACUUUUGAGGGCAUGUAAGGGUAGGUUUGAAGUCAAAUUUGAGAGUCUUCGUUGUUUCGGCGUCUGAGGAAAUCCGCAAAUGAUUUGUACCCGUUUUCGGAAAUGAAUGGAAAGAUUUUUCGUCUGAAAAAAA